This is a messenger RNA of Jatropha curcas, 772 nucleotides long. The record is from RefSeq and is a predicted model, not a curated record. NCBI's taxonomy places the organism in Eukaryota, Viridiplantae, Streptophyta, Magnoliopsida, Malpighiales, Euphorbiaceae.
GAGUCAUCGACAAUGUCUUCCUCUCCGUCAACAAAGAAGAUCACGCUCAAGACCUCCGAUGAGGUGAUAUUCGAACUGGAGGAGCAAUACGCUUUGGUAUCCCAAACAAUCAAGCAUAUGAUAGAGGACGGAUGCGCUGACAGUACUAUUCCGUUGCCGAAUGUGAACAGCCGUACAAUGGCGAAGGUGAUCGAAUACAUAAAAAAGCAUCAUGAGUUGGCCGCUGAAGGUAAGGAUAAGAAUUACGCAGGCGAGGAAUCUGAAGAACUCAAAAGUUGGGAUGCCAAUUUCGUCAAGGAAAUUAGGCCUGAUCAGGAUAUUCUCUUUGAUGUAAUUUUGGCUUCAAACUUUUUGGACAUUCAAGACCUUUUGGAUUUGCUUUGUAAAGAAGUGGCUAGUAUGAUGAGUGGAAAGACUGUCGAGGAGAUUCGAAAGAUUUUUCACAUCAAGAAUGACUACACUCCAGAGGAAGAGGAAGAAGUUCGUAGAGAGAACCAAUGGGCUUUUAAUUAACUUGCCCAGUAUUCAGAUAUUCAUAUAUUCCAGUUUCAACUUUCAAUUAAUAGAAUCCUAAACUUGAACUUUUGAACUAUAGAUCAAAUUGAUGGACUUGAGUGCAUUGCAUUUAUGCAAGUGGGCUAAUCCCUAACUGAAUAAUACAUGAGUCUCUCGGUACAAAUUUUGCAGGCCCAUGGAAAUUAAGGCAUAAAACAUCCCGCCAUUGUUGAAUUUAAAAAAUAAAAAAAAGUACAGGAAACUCAGUUAAUGGUUU